Myxocyprinus asiaticus (Chinese sucker) is the source of this 3393-nucleotide messenger RNA. It is a transcript of the gene mamdc2b, whose product is annotated as MAM domain containing 2b. The record is from RefSeq and is a predicted model, not a curated record. The transcript has 14 exons. Gene Ontology annotation, cellular component: membrane. The coding region runs from base 161 to 2191 and encodes 676 amino acids. Lineage: Eukaryota; Metazoa; Chordata; Actinopteri; Cypriniformes; Catostomidae. Gene Ontology annotation, biological process: nervous system development.
ACAUCUGAGCUUUGGUUAUGUACUGUCAGCCUGAGAGACAGACACAGGGAGAAAAUACAGGCUGCUUCUAUAACAUCUACUGAACUAGAUAUUUUUUGAAAAAAACUUUUUGUUUUUGUUUUUGUUUAAAGGACAAAACACAAAUAAGGAUUGCAAAACGAUGCUUCCUUUCUGCCUCCUGAGUUUGAUUGCGACAGUUAAAGCAGAGCUUCUACAAGGUUCCUGCAGCUUUGAUGAGAGCACCUGUGGCUACACGUCUGACCCGGAUUUCCUCAGCUGGACCCUUGACCCUACAGGACACUUUAUCACGGUUGAUGUGCAAGUCCAGGAAGAGCAGGGGAAGGCAGUUCUAUUGGGUCCAGAUGUGGAGGCGCAGGACUGGAGUUGUUUCAGAAUGGUGUAUCAGGUCAUAGGCAGCACCUCCCUACAGGUGAGGAAACGAACAGAUGGAGAGAGUUUUGAUCAUGUUCUCUGGACAACCCAAAGUCCUUCUGAUAGCUGGCUUAUAGCCAGCAUUGACCUUCAGAACUCUACAAAACCAUUUCAGAUUGUCAUUGAAGGCAAACUAGGAGAUGAAGAAGGCAGCAGUGUGUCCAUCUUUGAGAUAAAUAUCUCUGACAAAUACUGUAUAGAGUGUGACUUUGAAGAGCCUCAUCUGUGUGGAUACACAAACCAGUGGAACAAAUACAUGAACUGGCGAGUGGGAAGAACAGAAGAUACUACACAGAGAGACGGGACAGGUCAGUACAUGUAUGUGGACUCUACCGAGAACAAAAGCUUCCAGGAGGUGGCCAAACUGGUGUCUCCAAUGACCACAGUGCCCAUGUCAGGCUGCUUGAGUUUCCAGUACCAGCAGUAUCAUGCCAGGGACCGUCUGUUCACUGUCUUUAGCAGGGAUCAAGCUGGACAAUAUCAGGAACUCUGGAGAGCUGACUUACCUGAGAACAACCAUGUGGACUGGAGUCCAGAGGUCAGAGUCUGGACACCUGCACAGGUGGACCUGAAAGCUCCAUAUCCCAUCGAGCUGGUGUUUGAGGUGGCAUUCAACAGUCCAAAUGGAGGUUACAUGGUUCUUGAUAACAUCUCCUUUUCUCCAGAGUUCUGUAAUGCAGAAACAGAGCCAACCUUUAAUCCAUCAGUGGCAAACUGUGACUUCGAGUGGGGAUAUUGUCAGUACACUCAGACACGGUCAGAUGGUUCACAGUGGAGGAGAGUCUCCAUCAGGCCCAACAUCUACAGCGCUGGAGACCAUACCACAGGAGCAGGUUCUUUCCUGUUGGCAAACUCUCGCUUCAUCUUACAGUCUGGAUAUAUCAGCCGUUUGUUUGGUCCGCCAAUGGCCAAGAAUCAGAAAUAUUGUCUGAAGUUCUACUACUCCCUACGAAGUCUUAGCGGAAGAGACCAGGUCUUGGCAGUGUAUCUGUAUAACACAGAUAAUACUAAUCAAGAAAAAAUCUGGACCCAGAACGAGAAUAUAAGAAAUGUCUGGAUUGCAAUUGAACUGACCAUACAAACCCAGAAAAAUGCUCAGGUGGUUUUCAUCAGUACAUGCAAAAACAUUUGGAGUUGUGGCUCUGUUGGUCUCGAUGACAUUAAAGUCAGCCUUGGAGACUGUAAUCUACCGUUAGCAUCUUCUCUGUCAGGCCCAUCUCACUGUGAUUUUGAGACUGGUUUUUGUGGAUACACUCAAGAUAAGGAAGGGGACUCAGGCGACUGGAUGCUGGCCAAAGGACCCACACCAACCUCCUACACGGGGCCAAGAGGAGACCACACCACUGGAUUGGGUCAUUAUUUGCAUAUUGAGGCAUCACUGAUGCUGCCUGGUCACAAAGCUAGCCUCCUCUCCAGCUCUCUGCGGGGUUCUAAAGAGCCACACUGCUUGCAAUUUUACUACCAUAUGUAUGGCUCUGGGACAGGCCAGUUGAGUGUUUACCUCCAGACUGGACAAGAGAAUGAGGACAAACGGUUAUGGACGUGCCAUGGAGAGCAGGGCAUCUCCUGGCUCAGAGCAUCAGUAACGUACCAGUAUGACCAACAACACCAGAUUGUGUUUGAAGCCACCAGAGGAACAUCCAUAAGAAGUGAUAUUGCAAUUGAUGAUGUUGUUUUUAAAAGGGGACCAUGCAGAGAGUCUGCUGAUGACUGUUUCCCUCUUCUAAGCUUCUCUGGAAUUAGUAAUGACAUUCAGUGAAUGAAGAAAAGAAGAAGACAAAAUGUUGGACAGAGAAAACUUAAAGGGAUAGUUCACCCAAAAAUGAAAAUUCUCUCAUCGUUUACUCACCCUCAUGCCAUCCCAGAUGUGUAUGAAUUUCUUUCUUAUGCAGAACACAAACAAAUAUUUUUAGAAGAACGUGUCAGCUCUGUAGAUCCAUACAAUGCAAGUGAAUGGUGACCAAACUUUUUAAGCUCCAAAAAGCACAUAAAGGCAGCAUCUUCUGAAGCAAUCCAAUUGUUUUUGGGUAAGAACAGACAAAAAUAUAACUCCUUUUUCACUAUAAAUCUUGACAUCUGCAGUCUCCUUGGCAAUCAUGAUUUCAAGCUCAAUUGCACUUCCUAGCACUCUGCGCAUGCAUCAAGCACUUGGAAGAGUAAUCGAGCUUGCAAUCUUGAUCGUGCCUAGACACUGGAAUGGCAGGAUGUACAGUGAAUAUAGCCUAACAGUUUUUGUCUGUUCUCAUCCAAAACUGCUUAAAUCACUUCAGAGGACAUGGAUUAAAUCACUGGUGUUUUAUGGAUUACCUUUAUGCUGCAUUUAAUUCUUUUUUGGAGCUUGAAAAUGUGGUCACCAUUCAAUUACCUACAGAGCUGAAAUAUUAUUUUAAAAAUCUUCUUUUGUGUUUAGCAGAAAAAAAGAAAGUAAUUCACAUCUGGAAUGGCAUGAGGGUGGGUAAAUGAACUAUCCCUUUAAAAUGUGAAAAUACAGAUGGAAUGGAUGUUUCUAAGGAUAAAUGAUUCAUGAUUGCAUGACUGAAUUAUGCUUGUUUUCUAAUAUACCUGUUCACCUAAAAACUUAAUUUGCCUUUUGUCUAUUUGUCGUGUUUAUUUAACUUUGUCUACUUUCAUACAAAACUGGCUCAUAGCAAAUGUGACCGUAAAAUACCAAACCACAAUAUACUGAAAUUCACAGCACAUGGAACAGUGCAGAUGUGCACUCAGUUGCCUUGACACCUAGUGGCGAAGAUGCAGCACAGUGAAAAAACAGUUAUUCAUACCAUCAUAAUUUUAUUUUUAUUUUUUGCAGUAUGCCAUGUUUAAUUCGCAAAUGAACUUAUCCAGCAAGGGAUUAUUGUUAUUGAUUAUAAGUUAUAUUCGACUGGUCACAUGAUCUCAACAUGGCAGCGCUCAUGAUUGUGUGUCCCACAAUAUGUAGAAUAAAGCAUCUUUUUCUCUUAA